Messenger RNA from Porites evermanni, 7334 nucleotides. NCBI's taxonomy places the organism in Eukaryota, Metazoa, Cnidaria, Anthozoa, Scleractinia, Poritidae. The record is from the annotation of a GenBank genome assembly.
AUGCUGAACGGCGUUUUGACACGAAAAUCAAAUGCCAGAGCAAGCAGGCCAGGCAGGGUCAAUUUCCCCACUUUAAGGAGCAAAAAUCCAGUCAAAUGCCCUGGUAUGCCUGGGGGGAAUGGGGGGUUUUGGCAUAUUAAGGGAUUAUGUAUCAUUCCUCGCCAUUGGGCACAUCUGAUCUGGUCUCUAAACAAUACUUCUUUCCGGUGUAUUUUUCAUACAGAUAGCAAAAAAUCAGAUUUUUUCGUAAAUAAUAAACUGAAAAUCGACAUGUUAAGCAAACAACAACAAAUUGCGUGGUUAUCGAUCUCAUUUCACAGAAUGUACAUGCUUGCAUGCAGUAACAUGCCAUAAGCAUAAAAAAAAAAACGAAAAAUUAUUUUGAACCUUUCGCUUAACAAGAAAAAGUGUCUACUCUUCAACUAAUAGCCACUCAAGAGUGAAAAACAAAAGAACUGACCUUAAACUUUCCAUUUUCUUGACGUCAAUGCAAUGCAUCCUAACCAGAAGUUGACCGUACACAAUCCAACACGAGGCAAGUGAUCGAUCAUCCUUAAUCCUAAUACAGGUGUACACUGCAGCUACAAUAACUGUUGUGUAAACCAGUGCAUUCGAAGGUGAAAAACUCUAUUCCCAAGAAACUCUUCCUGACACUGAAAACAAAUCGAAAUCCGGCUUAAAAACUGAGACACCCGCUCUGUACUAUGCGACCGCUCCUUGUCAUUUAGAAUUGAACACUUCUGCUGACCACAUUUUUUUUCUUUUUUUUCUUUUCUUUUUCUCUGCUGUCCGCGUAAGAACCGAUAAGGCAAAUUUCGGUCUAUCACGGAUUGCCCCGAUUUUCAAGUGGAAGAUAACUAUCCUUUCCCAUAAAGAAAUAUCAUAUUUAUUUGGACCAAUUCAAUUUUUCCUUGACAUCACAGGCAGCCCAAACUCACCUAACGAUGUGACGCGUGACCUUUCUGCUGGACUCGUCGGUGUCACGUUACAGGUGACUGUUGAAAAUAAGAGACUUUCUAUGAGAAAUAAAAUACUGAGAUCUUCGAACGCUAAGUAAGUCUUUUUAAUUUAUUUCAUUGAAGGAAAAAUUAUUUUUAACGUUAUUUAGAGUUCGCAGAUCUCAGUAUUUUAUUUCUCAUACAAAGUCUCUUAUUUUCAACGGUCGCCUGUAACGCGACACCGAUGCGUCCAGCAGAAAGGUCACGCGUCACCUUUGGUAAGUAAAUUACUUUACACCCUUUCCUCGUAACGUGAGUUUGUUCUGCCUGUGGUGAUAUAGGUAAAUCUCGCCCCCUGUAACGGAAUCCGGAAUCCGGAAUCCGUGAGAGUUUUGCUUGUGGAAUCCGGAAUCCGGAAUCCGGGAAAUUUUUUUCCAGCGGGAGUCGGGAAUCCUAGACUUUGGAAUCCAGAAUACAGCUCAAGGAAUCUGGAAUCCUACUAAAGAUUGGAAUCCAGAAUCUAAGUUCCUCUAAGUAUCUGGAAUCCAGAAUCCAGAACUGUCUUCGAUUCCCUUACGAAGGGGCGAUCAAUCUAUUGGUAAGCCCAUAUUUCUUAUCUGUUUUAUGAAGUAUUGAUAUAUCGGGACACUGUUAAUAGGAAGAGUUUAAUAGCAAUCUUCCUCUUCUCAUCAGUGUACACAAAGUGGCUGUAUUCGUCGACGGCUUCUGGCCCAACACAAAGUAAUAACAUUUUAACCUUCAGUUUGUCCACCUUAUCAUCUUUACCUUUUGCAACAAGGUAGAUCUCAAAUUGCAUGGGCAAUUUCCGCCAGCCGGCUCAGCAGCAUUAGCUUCAAGUAUCGAGUGAUCGGGCAUCCUUAAAACUUGCUAGGUCGUUAUGAACACUAAGAAAUGGGACACAACAAGAAAAAUGAAAUGUUUGUUCCUUCAACCCACAGGAUCAAAUUUUACAACUGUAAAGUAUCAUCGUACAUACAGUUGGGUAGGUCACCGCUGAAGCUUUGAUCCGGCAGCAAAAGCUAGCAUUUCCGUUAAAGGCUAGCAUUACCAUAUACGUAAUCUCCUUUGAUGGUCGUACCAACGGACUAGAAAAAAAAAAAGUCAAUUUUUUAUCCCUCGUACGCAAGCUGGAUUUGUUUCUCUGUCGCCUUUAUUUUAAAUCUUAAAUUUUAAAUUUUAAUGGUCGUGCUGGAAAAUAGCCACGAGACUGCCUAAAGCCAAUUGGGGUUAUUAAUCCUGUUAGGCUAUAUUCGCAUUGGCAGGUUUUCGAUCAGCCUGUAAGCUGGGUAGGGCAGCUGGGCGGGUACUUCCACUACAAACAAAGCAAGCAAGGCAUGUUGACGUGGUCGGUGAGUCUGGAAGGCGAAUCGCACCCUACACACUAACACUAACAUUAAGCGCAAUAAGUUACCAAGAGAAAUGAAGCGUCAUGUCGCUGUCGCCGUCGUCGGUUUGUAUUUAGUGCCUAAUUUGGGGUCUUGCGUACCACACGCUGAACGCAGAGGACUCCCCCGUCCAGGGUAGGUGUGGUGAUCGGCUUUCCCAGUGUAUAGGCAAGGGGAAUUUUUGGUUUUUGCUCGCGAAAUCGUAAGUUUACUGCACUAGCUCACUGGCCCCUCUUUUUUUUUCUUCACAGAAAUAAUCACUGCUGAAACUUCAACUUCAGAGAGUACCACACCGCCGUCGACGCGGGAGGAAAAUGUACCUUCACAAACUACAACAAAAGAAGUCUCCUUUGAACACAAGACAGGUUAUUGCAUUGAUAAUAAUAACAAUAAUGAUAAUAGAUUAUUAUUAUUAUAAUCGUAAUAAUUAUUAAUAAAUGUUAUCAGUAUUCUCAUACGAAAUGGCUCUGCACCUGAUAAUACAUGUACACGACUGCGAGUUUUUUGAACGGCUUCAAAAUAUCUGAUAUAGACCAACUCAUUCCUGCGCUAAUAUUAGAUUUGGGGUUAUGUACGUUUGUGUAAGAAGCUGGACGUUGGCCGUUUCUUCAUCAGAUAUAAAGACAAUCAUUAAACAUUAACUUCUUUUGUUUUUUUAUGAACUAUUAUUGAGUUUUGAUUUUAAUUUAAAAGGGUACUUUGGGUAUAGUUGAUUAAAUAAUUAGGCUUAUAACGGUACUGUUUCUUGUAACAUCUAAGUUAUGGUCCAAAAUUAUUAUUUAAUUACAAUUUUCUGAUUAAGCAAAGCAAAAAUGUAAUAAUUUACCGCAGACAUUACACAUUAUUUAUAGCAUCAUGAGGGGUUAUCAAUUCAGACACCCAACCCCAACUCGAGGAGGAGCGAGUUUUCCCUCCCGUACAAAAUAACCUAAUCCAGGGCAUCUUUAUCAAAAACCGGUAAUUGUAGACUCUUAUUCGUAUACGUUGUGGGUAAAUUAAUAAUCAGAUUUUGGCAGAGGAAAAUAACCAACGAUAAAAUUUCUCCACGACAUCUAAAAAUGGUUUUUAUCUUCUAAAACUUUGUAGACUGUUUUUAUUUUUUAUUGUUGUUUUUGUUUUUAAUAGAGUUCACAUGUGAAAUUCGUAUCAACGAAGAGUGGGACGAUCGAUUGAAGGAUGAAACCAGCGAAAGAUUUAAGAGACUUUCGGCAUUACUUAAGGAAGAGGUCUGCUUCAAUUAUAUACAGCUGUAGAACUAUAAACUCAAAAGUUGUCACAACUAUGAAGUGCGUGUGUGCGUGCGCAUUGUUAUGAAUUCCGCAAGACGUCAUUGAAAAAGAUCGAUUGAUGAUCUGGCUUUUUUUCACUGCCACAUGUCAGUGGGAACGUCCUGUAACAGGCUAUUGCUUUAGUUAAACUAUCUUCUGGAGUGGAAGCAACCUUUAAUUACACUUAUUUUUUUUUCUUUGCAGAUUCUAAAGGUAUAUUCUGGGAACUCUGAACUAAUAGAGGUUGAAAUAAUUUCAUUAAGGUAAGGUUUUUUAUUGAAAAUAAUAAUAAUAAUAAUAAUAAUAAUAAUAAUACACCUUUCAACAAUGAGACCUUUUUUAUCAACAUGGAAUGUUACAAGGAAGAGUUUUUUUCCUUGAUUAAAACCAUACAUAGCGACCAUAAUGCUCGGAAUGGAAAUCAUCAGUAUUUUGAAAACAAUUUUUCGAAGAACGUAACGAUUACAGCCACCGUUGCCACAAGGAUGCAUAUGGUUGAGAUAGACUAAUAAUUAUGACAGCUACUUCCCGCAUAUAACUAAUUAACUACAAUUGUAAAACAUUUUUCAUUUUUCAAAACGAUUACAUUUAAAAAAGAACAAGAAGAACAGGAAGAAGUGCAAUAAUAAGUAUACAACCCAGACAAAUGAAAUCUUGAUGGAUAUCUUUUGCAGGCCUGGUAGUAUUAUAGCAGAUUUCCGGCUGAAAUUUAACACAAGUGUUAGUGCCGAUGCAGCUUUGGCUCCCUUAAAGAAAGAAGCGGCCAAAGGGAAGCUUGGGAUAUUAGAGGUGGAACCAAAUUCUCUGAAGCUAAGAAAUACUGAAAAAGGUUAGGUUUUAGUACCCCUUGAGUCCUAUGUAUCGAACAAACAAACAAACAAACAAACUCCUCCCUAGAGAACUUUAUUGAUCUUGCAUUGAUUGCACGUCAACCGUACCGAUGCUCUAUGGGCAAUAAAACAUGUCAAGCUAUACGUUGCCAAGGAUUUUUGUCACGACUCGACGCCAGGCCAAACGAACGUCAACCCCUUCCAUGAAAGCCAUAUAAAAUUUAAGAAAAGCUGACAGUAUCUGUCGAUAGUAACUUUUGUGGAAAUUCCCAAGUGAUAUGUGGCGAUGCGAAGCGAGAAACUUUUUUUCUUGCUCCACAUAUUUUUUACGCAUCAAAGAUUGCAGAAAACGUUGUCUAUUUAAUUUAGCUUGCUAGAGUUUCAGAAGUUAUAGAUCUCUAAACUAGAAGCAUAAUAACGUUUCUGUUGGGAUGUUUGUUACUCCAACGGUUAAAGACAAUUUAAUCCUCUUAACAAAUCCAAGAAGUUAAUGAAUGCUAAAUAUAGUCAAGUACGGUGCCCUUGGAGAGGAACUGGAAUGUCCCUUUUACUGUAAAUACCGGGAAUGGGCGAAUGAAUCGUGACGUCAUUGUUUACAUUUUUACUCAUUAGUAUACGAGUUAACCCAUAGAAGAUGUAGUUGCGUACAUACCAAUUAGGUUCAAAAAUACACCUUAUUCAUGAUGCCCGCCUUCUUUGCACGCGCUUAAGGACCGAUGGGAAAAAAGCGAUGUCAUGUGAUUCCUCAGGGGGCAAACAAGUGAUAAUUUUUUUCCAAUACAAGAAAUGGCAGUCGAGUUUGUUUAUUCUUGACAACAGAAAAUGAACAACUUUUUAUAUUAAAGACGAUAAUGACAACUUAUGAGUGGAAGUCAUCAUCGUUACUUUUUUAAUGUAGUGACGACCGUAGAUGUCCUCACCGUGAGCAAACAAUAAUAACGUUAACCGUACAUUCUGCAUGACUAUUAAAUCGUCGUUUCGUUUUGAGGGAAUAAACAAAGUCUACAGCGAUUUCUCGCAUUGGCAAAUUUUAUCUUUUGUUGGCCCCUGAAAUACCAUAGUUGAAACAGCAGUUGAAGUGAGAUCAAUUAGGAAUACUGCGUGCGUCGAGAGCAAUGGCGUCGGGGAAAAUAUCCUAGAGCACAAUCUUCUCAAAAAAGUGUGGUAAAGCACCUAAGUCUGUUUGGAAAUCCCUGAUUUUCAACAAGUAUUUAAGUAAUGAUCCGGGUAAGGUGGAUAGCAAUUUCUUUUGUUAUGCGGCAACGGUGCUUUCCCCACAUAGGAAUGUUCUCAUUUGUACAAUGCAUAAAUGCAUAAUGUAUUUUUACACUCCACUUUAAAAGGGUGCUUUUUUGUGUUAAAAGAUUUUGACCAAUCACAAGAGUUGAAAACAAUAGCCAAGAAAAGUUUACAAUUUUACAUGUUCCCCAGUAUCCUAAAGAAACAAUAAGUUUGACUCUGGUCUAAAUGUUAUAUGGAAGAUGGUUGGAAAGUAAGGAUGAAUAUAUGUACCGCUUUAUGAAGUUUUGUUAACUUUUGCUGUUUAAGCCAAUCAGAAGUAGAACAGACAAUAGAAAAGUUAGCACCUUUUUUGCAUUCCAACAUAUUCGUUGCCGUUGUUGCUAUCGUUCUUAUCUGGACCGUUUCUUAAUUCGAGCUUGUUGCUUAGGAACAGUCAAACAGCUCACAUCAUUGUUGUCCUUAUCAUUAUAAUGAUAUAGACGUAUAUCACCUACAGCAAGGAGCCCAAAAAGUGUGCAGAUUUUAUCCAAUUAGAAGCCAGCUGGAAACUGUCCUCGACUUCUGAUUAGUUAAUGUGUACAUGAAAGAAUGUGAAUUAAUUAAAGGAGGCCUGUCACACUUUUGGGCUCCUUGCUGUAAUAUUAUAAUUAAAAUAAUUAUUAUCUUUUAAGAAAAAGAACACAAACAGCGGUGAUUAACAUAUUCAACUUACUAAUUUUUAGAAACUUGUAUGCUACUCAACAUACAUUUCCAAAAGUACCGUUUCAGUUUUGAAAACUAUACUUGUAUAAUAGUGAAAAUUAAAGAAUGGGAGCGAGAUUAAGCAGAGAAUAAAAAGAAGCAACUAAUUAAUAAAGCAUCAGCUUCUCGCUACUGACGUUUACAUUGAAAGCUGGCUUCAGUUCCUGUUUAUGCAAUGUUACUUUGAUUUUACAGUGAUAAUCAGUUUCUCCCGAAGCUGAGAUAUCAAAAUGAUCCCACUUUAUGCUGUGUCCGGUGGUUUUGACAUGGUCAGCAAUAGAGCUCCAAAGAAAUGAAAAAUUUAAUUGGGAAAUUAUGGGAUUUGUCAGGAUAUUCUGAAAGAAUAACACCCAACGUUUAGAUCCAAGUCAAUUUACAAGGAUUUGUAUGGAGUCAUAGGAGUAUAACUGGGCUAAUAUCUCAGACACAAUUUGCCCCGAAAGGCUAAGUUUUGGCCAGUAGACGUCAUGGGCGUUGUUCUUUCAGAACAUUUUGACAAAUCCCAUAAUUUCACAAAUUCAGUUUUUAUGAAGUCGUCACUUUAGAACUCUAUGGCUGAUGUGCCGUCCCAGUCCCUUUCACUAUUCUGUAAGUAAUAAUUUUUUAAUUCCUUUAACAGAAGAAAAACAAAAGGAAAAGGAGUUAUCCAGUGAGACCAAACUGCCAUUAAUUAUUGGUGUUUCUUGCGGUGUGUUUGUGGUCAUCGCAGUUUUCACAAUAUGUCUUGUUUACGUGUUCAAAUGGAAGAGAGCCACCCAAUUUGGCAGCAACAACGGUGUUUGGAGUGACAUGCCUGCCGAUGAGUGCAACUCAAGACGUGAGAAAUACGAACUGGAAGUCAAGUAUUCGAAGGACAAAGAACUAAUCUGGGUGGAAGAGAAAGGCAUUUGUAACGAAGGGAUGGAUUAA